AUGGAUGAAAUUCUUUAUGCCUCAGUUGUCGGAAGUUUGAUGUAUGCUAUGGUGUGUACUAGACCAGACAUUGCUUAUGCGGUUGGUACUGUGAGUUAUUUUCUCUCUAAUCCAGGCAAAGAAAAUUGGAAUGUUGUUAAAUGGAUUAUGAGAUAUUUCAAAGGUACAACUAACUUGAGCUUGAGUUUUGGUGGUGAGAAACCUUUGCUAGUUGGCUUUACUGAUGCAGACAUGGCAGGAGAUAUUGAUUCUCGAAAUUCUACUUCAGGUUAUUUGGUCAAAUUUGUAGGGGAGCUAUUUCAUGGCAGUCAAGGCUACAAAACACUUGAUUUCAAACAAGACCGUUAUGUGUUGUUAUGUGAUAGUCAAAGUGCUAUUCAUCUUGCCAAGAAUUCUACUUUUCAUGCAAGAUCUAAACAUAUUGAUGUUAGGUAUCACUGGAUAUGGAAUGUGUUAGAUUUUAAGUUGUUUGAACUCGAGAAAGUUCACACUAAUGACAAUGGUGCUGAUAUGAUGACAAAAGCACUGUCAAAAGAAAAGCUUGAAACAUAUGAAGUCAAAAUAUAUUAUGAUUGUCGGUAUAUAUCUUCAUGUGAGUCUGAUUGGAGAAUAUUUACAUUUGAUAUUCACUAUAGAAGACUUUUAGUUGAACGGUUAAACUUUCACUUGCCCGAUGAACAACCAGUUAUCUUUGAAGAUCAAGACAAUUUGCAAAGAACUAUUGAUAAAGCAACAAUUAAAGAAUCCAUGUUCAUAGCUUGGUUUCAAGCAAACACAGAGUAUGAGGCAGCUAGACAAUUAACUUAUAACAAUUUUUCAACUGAAUUUGUUUGGAAACACAGCCUUAGAAUAUGGGAGCCUAGGAAAACAAACACUGCUAUUGGUAGAUUAUUCUUUGUCCCUCCAUCUGCAGGCGAAUUAUACUAUUUAAGAAUGUUACUCAACAUUGUUAAAGGGCCAAGAAGCUAUGAAGAACUUCGAUCUUUCAAUGGUGUUGUUUAUCCUACAUUCAGAGAUGCAUGUUACGCGCAUGGGUUACUUGAUGAUGAUCAAGAAUACAUUGAUACUAUUGAAGAAGCAAGUCAUUGGAGUUUUAGAUAUUAUCUGAGAAAGCUGUUUGCAACUCUUUUGUGGUCAAAUUCAAUGACUUGGUCUGAAGUAGUUUGGCAGAAAUGUUGGACUUUACUUUCAGAUGGGAUACUACAUAAUCAUAUAACUAUGUUCAAUUUACCAGAUUUGGUUUUAUCAGAUGAUGAAUUAUCAGAGCUUACUCUAAUAGAGAUUGAAAAAAUAUUUAACAGCAAUGGCAAAACACUUCGAGAAUAUGCAACAAUGCUAUUUCCCAACACGGAUAACAUCCACAGCAUGAGACGUGGCUCUUUGCAAAACAAAUUAAUAUUGGAUGAACUCCGUUAUUAUCGAGUUAUGUUGGCUAAGCAACACAAGCAAUUUUUAUCACAAAUGACAACAGAAUAA
Messenger RNA from Arachis duranensis, 1476 nucleotides. RefSeq lists its product as uncharacterized. The record is from RefSeq and is a predicted model, not a curated record. The transcript is spliced from 4 exons. The coding region runs from base 1 to 1476 and encodes 491 amino acids. NCBI's taxonomy places the organism in Eukaryota, Viridiplantae, Streptophyta, Magnoliopsida, Fabales, Fabaceae.